AUGAUUCCUGACCUUAAUGUUUUGUUUGUACGGCCAGCUAUUGUUUAUGGGCCAGGUGAUCGCCAAGGACUUACUCCUCGUUUAAUUAUUGGUGCAAUAUACAAGUACAUCAGAGAGAAGAUGAAAAUGUUAUGGACCAAGGAACUAAAGAUGAACACUGUUCAUGUUGAGGAUAUUUGCCGAGCUCUCUGGUUUCUAUGCAAUCAUGGUAAAACUGGAGAAGUUUAUCAUAUAGUAGACAAAGGGGAUACAACUCAAGGGAAAAUCAGUGAAAUAGUCUCAACAAUAUUUAAUAUACAGCAUGAGUUUGUUGGUUCUAAAAUGUCCACCAUAGCUAAGUUGAAUAUGAACAAUAUUGUGGAAGAAAUCAAUGACAAACAUAUGGAACCAUGGGCAGAUGCCUGUCAGAGAGAUAAUAUCAUGAAUACUCCUCUGAAUCCUUUUAUUGAUCAGGAACUUCUAUAUAACAAGCAUCUUCAUUUGGAUGGGUCCAGACUUGAAGCCCUUGGAUUUGGCUAUCAGAAACCAGAACUCACGAUAGAAUCAAUGCAAGAAGUGCUUGAAGAUUACCUACAUACUGGUCUCUUUCCACCAUCACUUCUCUCUGACCAGAAAUUAUGGACCAAGAUAUCUGAAGAUGAAGAGGCUGAAGAUGGCCAAUGA
Molecule: messenger RNA, 663 nt
Organism: Acanthosepion pharaonis
Lineage: Eukaryota; Metazoa; Mollusca; Cephalopoda; Sepiida; Sepiidae
Source: the annotation of a GenBank genome assembly